GAAGGCGGCGCCAUGGGCCCAACCCUCACCCGAAAACGGCCACUUGAACAUCCGUGAGACAAAGUACCAAGCCCUAGCUGCAGAGAGAAAAACGCAAGUAGCACCACGUGGCUGCUAACGGUAAUUUCUGCCGGAAUUGGAAAAUGCAACCAGAGCGAGUCCGGCUGGCCUCUGGGAGUUGUGUGUGCACUGUUACGCAACGCGCUCCGUUUCUCAGUGUGGAGCAACCCGGGGGAAAGCGCUGCAAAGCUCGGUGCGGGGUUUGCACAUCUCCCCCGGGGCCAGGGGCUUUCUCCACCGGCGCGCCGUGCCCGUGGGGCGCACGGACUGGCCAGCCGCCUGACAGAGAACUGGGCCAAGGCGGCACCGCGGGACCCAAGCUCACCCUGAAAUGGCCGGUGUAGAGCCCCUGAUACAAAGAACCAGUCGGAGAGAGAAAACCGACUGGUCUGGCAGCCUUAUUAUUGCCUCUUUAGCUGGAGCUUUUGGGUCUUCAUUUCUCUAUGGUUACAAUCUCUCUGUAGUGAAUGCACCAACAGUGUAUAUCAAGAGGUUUUACAAUGAAAGUUGGGAAAGAAGAUACGGCCACAUAAUAGAUGAAGGAACUCUUACGCUCCUCUGGUCUGUAACGGUGUCUAUUUUCUCCAUUGGUGGACUGGUGGGUGCAAUAAUUACCACACCAAUUGUGAAGUUCUUUGGCCGAAAACAUACAUUGCUGAUCAAUAAUGUAUUUGCAAUUGUGGCUGCGUUGUUGAUGGCUCUCUGUCAGUUAGCAGGGUCAUUUGAAAUGCUCUUAUUGGGCCGCAUUGUGAUGGGUAUUGAUGCAGGUGUCUCUCUCAGUGCCCUUCCCAUCUAUUUGAGUGAAAUCUCACCUAAGGAGAUCCGGGGUGCUCUGGGACAGGUCACAGCAAUCUUCAUCUGUAUUGGUGUUUUCAGUGCUCAGGUUUUGGGGCUACCAGAAAUAUUUGGAAAUGAAUCUCGUUGGCCCUACUUAUUUGGAGUGAUUGUUGUUCCUUCACUGAUCCAAGUUGGGAUUUUGCCCUUCCUCCCUGAAAGUCCUCACUACCUCCUACUUGAAAAGAAUGACAAAAGUGGAGCAGAAAAAGCAUUCCAGACCUUCUUUGGGAAAGAUGAUGUCUCUCAUGAAUUAAAAGAGAGUGAAGCACAGAGAAAUGUUAAAUUAGAGUCUGUCCUUCAACUUCUGAGAAACCGCUCUGUGCGCUGGCAGAUCAUUACUGUAAUCAUCACCAUGGCCUGCUACCAGCUAUGUGGGCUAAAUGCUAUCUGGUACUACACAAACAGCAUCUUCAGUGAAGCUGGGAUAAGUCAUAAACUGAUCCCUUAUGUUACCUUGAGCACCAGCACUGUUGAGAUUUUGUCUGCUGUUUCUUCCGGCUUAGCUGUUGAACGGCUUGGACGUAGACCUCUGCUUAUUGGAGGUUUUGGUUUGAUGGUCAUCUUCUUUGCAAUACUUACAGUAUCCCUGACUUUUCAGAAUCAUGCAUACUGGCUCCCCUAUCUCAGUAUAUUUUGCAUUCUUGCAAUAAUUGCAUCAUUUUGCAUUGGCCCAGGUGGAAUUCCAUUCAUCUUGACUGGAGAGUUUUUUCAGCAGUCUCAAAAGCCUGCCGCAUUUAUGAUAGCUGGAACAGUCAACUGGGUCUCCAAUUUCUCAGUGGGACUUCUUUUCCCUUUUAUUCAGGCUGGACUACAGACAUUUUGUUUCCUGGUGUUUGCUGUCGUCUGCCUUGCUGGAGCUACUUACCUGUUUUUUGUCCUACCCGAAACAAAAAAUAAGACCAUUAAUGAAAUCAGCCAGGCAUUUGCCAAAAGGAAUAAAGUGACUUUAGAAGGGUGGGAGAUGAGCCAGUUUCCAUCAGAAAGGAAAUCAAGUGAAGAACAAGAACAUAACUUCUCUUCGACGCUGGAGAAUGGUGAAACUAAAAACAAUAUACUCUAAGAAUUCAGUGUUCUUUGUGUGGGGGAAAAAAACCCACAUGCUCUGCUGGUUUGCAAAGCAUGUGAUAAUUCUAGCAGUUCUGUAUUUGUGUUAUUAAUACCCCUGUGUAUGUGGUUGUGUUUUGUUUUGUUUUUUAAUUGAAGGGAAUAUGGGCAUAGGGUAAAUCAGUGGCAGCUGGGAAGGUUCUGGAGGGAAGCUGAUAUAUGAGGGACAGACAUCUGGUGGGAACAAGACCCAGAGUUUCCAGGAAACCUGUGGAAAGGAUCAUCAGGUGGAUGGAGUGGGAUGGGAUUAGGACUAAGAGGGAAACUGGAUUAGCAAUGGGAACUGGGUGGAGGGAUCCUGAGCAAGGACUGGCUGAUCAGCAUGCAGCUAAAAGCAGCAGCUGCAUGCCAGCUUGCAUGGGUGGACCUAUAUGCUAGUGGCAGAGAUUGAGUGCGAGUCAGUCAAUGUGAAGAGAAGGAGAGACAAGUUUAUUUCUUAGCUUUUCCCAAUAUGCUAUUAAAAUUGCACUUCAAAAUGAAAGGGGCACUCAUGGUAUCUUUUCCAUCUUCGUUUUUAAUUUUAGCUGCGGUUCCUCAUCAGACCCUCUCUCGCUCCCACUGUCUCAAGAAGAUGGAAACUGCCAUUUGUUUUCAUAAUUACUGACGUGCUUUCUCCCUCCAUCCCACAAAUACCGGCAAGAGCGCUGGAUUGCUCGCACUGUGUUUCUAUUGUUUAAAGCAAAUAACAGUGAAGCAGUUGUUCUGAAAACAAAAACUCCACCUAUUCUGAAUUCAUAUUCUGAAUAGUGGGCUCUGGGGAGAUAGUACAGUAGAAGAAAAAACAAACAUUGAGCUGUCCAGACUUCAAGAAUAGUAACAUUUUUUUAAAAGCACAAGUUCUAUUUUCAAAAGUGAUUUAGGAGCCAGAGUCUCACUGAAGGCUUAUGGGACUAAUGCUCUGAAGUGCCUAAGUCAGUUUUGAAAAUAGGGCUUAGGCUCCUAAGUCUUUUAGGUGCUUUUAAAAAUGUUACCCAAUGUCCAUUUAAUUUCAUGAUAGAAAAACAGCAGGGAUUUGUGAUGUUUACUCUUCCUGAGUCUUAGUGUUUUUUAGGCAAGUAAUGGUUCACUCUUUUUUAAAAUAUUUUUCAAUUGUUUUCCUUUAAUUCCUUAAGUACCUAGGUACUACAGGUAUAAGCACUUUCUAAAUAAAAUAAUAAAUCCCAUCAUUUUAUAUAAAAUAAAUCCAAAGUACUUAGCAGUACUGGGGAUAAGUCCCCAAUGAGUAUGUGCAAUCUUUUAGGGUGAGCCAUGUUUACCUAUGGGCUAUUUUGCACAAUGCUAAAAGUGUAAAUUUGACAUAUAUAUUUUAUUUUUAAAAAUUGUUCUCAGAUGUUUGCUUUGGUUUUUUCAGGUUUUAACCUAAUAUGUUUUUUAACCAUAACCUAAAAUAAGUUGUUGCCAAAUAAUCUAUACCGUAUGCAGUGUUGUUUUAGUCAUUUUGGAUCCAGGAUAUGAGAGAGAGAAGGUGAGUGAGGUAAUGGCUUUUAUUAGACCAACUUCUGUUGCGAGGAGAGAGAAACGACCUUUCCAAUUUACACAGAGCUUGUCUUCAGGUCUGGGAAAUGUACUCAGAGGGUACUUCAGUUGGUCCAUGGUAGCUGACUUGGGCUCAGGCUAUGGGGCUGGUUAAUUGCAAUGUAGAUGUUUGGGCUCAGGCUGGAGCCUGGUCUCUAGGGCCCCGUGAAGUGAGAGAGUCCCAGAGCUCAAACUGCAGCCCGAGCUCAAACAUCUACAAUCGCAAUUAAAACAGCCUCUUAGUCCAAGCCCCAUGAGCCGGAGUCACACACCAGCUGCACGUGUAUGAUUGCAAUGUAGACAUAAAAUACAAGGUGUAACAGAUUGUUUAGAAUAAGUAGUUAACAUAUAUUUCAAGGGAUUAUUCAAGGUGAGGUGGCCAGUUACCACCUGUCCAGUUAUAGGAGAAGGAAAGAAGGGGUAGGGGGGAGGAAGCAAUAAUCUAUAUAGUCUUCCCUCAGUUCCUCUUCCCCACCUCCACCCCCCCAUGACUGAAGACAUGUUAACUGGAUACUUCAUCUUGGAUGAUUCCUUGAAAUAUGUGGUAACUACUUAUGCUAAACAAU
Molecule: messenger RNA, 4082 nt
Organism: Chelonoidis abingdonii (Abingdon island giant tortoise)
Lineage: Eukaryota; Metazoa; Chordata; Testudines; Testudinidae
Gene: SLC2A9
Product: solute carrier family 2 member 9
Biological process (GO): dehydroascorbic acid transport
Cellular component (GO): plasma membrane
Molecular function (GO): D-glucose transmembrane transporter activity
Source: RefSeq, a predicted model, not a curated record